Molecule: messenger RNA, 772 nt
Organism: Camelina sativa (false flax)
Lineage: Eukaryota; Viridiplantae; Streptophyta; Magnoliopsida; Brassicales; Brassicaceae
Source: RefSeq, a predicted model, not a curated record
CCAAACUCACAUGCCAGGACUGGGAGGCUAUUUCGUGAAUGCUCUUCGUGGCUUGAUCUGCGUUAGGCUUGGAAGAUGUGUGCGAAUUUGUAACCUCACCACCAAGCAGCUGCUUAGCACAUUUUGGAAGGGGGGCAAGGGAGAGGGCAUAAUGAGAUCCGAGCAUCAGAUGUUGGUACUUGGUCCUGGAGCUUAUUGGAGAAACACUUAUAACAUCAGUACUCAUCCCCAUCGUCCUUAUUCACAAGGUAUCUUCAUCAACGGUGUGUUGUACUAUGGAGCUUGGAUUUACAAGAACACAUGUGUGGUUAUAAGUUUUGACUUUGCUUAUGUAGAGUUUGAUUUGAUUGAAUUACCUGUUGAGGCUGGCAUUGUGUGGCACAAAUAUUGUGCGACCCUCAUCAACUACGGAGGCAAAUUAGCUGUUUUAGAAUACUCCAAGCUUUCAUCUAAUGCGAGUGUGGACCUGUGGGUUAUGGAGAGUGCAGAGGAUAUGAAGUGGUCAAACAAGAAUCUGGUCUUACCUCUUUCACAAAUGAAUUUUUUACAUGGCGAUAAGUUGGAGAUACAAUGCAUGAGUCGAUGCGGUAAGAUUAGGCUACUAAAGACAGAGAGGAUAUGGACUCGAACAAAACCCUCUGUCAUAUAUGAUUUGGAGAAGAACAAAAUAACAAGAAACCUUGAAGUAAAUAACUUCUUGUAUUUGUAUAGGGAUUUCCAUACGACUUUUUGGGAGGAUGAUAUUGAGAGCAUUAUGUACUUAGAGACCUAG